AUGGCAGCAGUGACCAAGCGGCCCAGGAGUGGCCCAUGUGCACCAGUGGCCACGGUGCUAGAAGGGCCUGGGAGAGACCCGUGCAAGCCCAUGGCAGCGGCGGCUGAGUGGCCCGGGAGUGGCCCAUGUGUGCUGGUGGCUGCGGUGCCAGAGGGGCAUGGGAGAGACCUGUGUGAGCCUGCGGCAGUGGCGACCAAGCGGCCCACGUGUGCCCACAGCAGUGGCAUUAAAGGGGCAUGGGAUAAGCCUGCGCACACCUGCAGCAGCACCAGAGAGGAUCGAAUGCGGCCCGCAUGUGAUGGCAGCAGCGGAAACGAGGGGCGGUGGGCACUCGCUUGGAAGGCUGCGGGAGCCUUGGGCAGAGUGGGGGGCGGUGCAAAUGCUCGCCGCGGGGGCGAAGGCGGCCUGGGGAGCCUCGCGGUGGGGAGGCGGCCGGCGGCGGCCAGGAGUGAUGUGGCCAGGCUGCGUCGGAAGCGCUGGUGGCAGCGGGCCCGGGAGGCGAGCUCCUGAGCGCCGCGGCCAUCCCCGCAGCCGCCGGCGCCCGCAGCAGCCCCCAGUGAGAUGGACCUGGGAGCGCAGUGGGAGCGCUGGGAGACGUCCAGUAAGAGGCAGGGCCUCAGCGCGCAAGGAGCCGCCAAGUUCCUGCUGGACACCUUCGAGUACCUGGACCUGGUGUAUCACAUCGGGGGCUGCCACUGCGGCGCGGUCCGCUUCGCGGUCUGGGUCCCUGAAAACCUGCGCAUGGUGGAUUGCAGCUGCUGACUGUGCAGGAAGAAGCAGCACCGACACUUCCUCGUCCCGGCCUCGCGCUUCACGCUGCUCCUAGGCGCCGAGAGCCUCGUCACCUAUCGAUCCCACUCGCACCCGGCGCUGCACAGCUUCUGCAGCAGGUGGGGAGCGCAGAUUUUCCACGCGUCGGUCUCCGACCCCAGGGUUUAUGGCGUCGCCCAGUGCCUGGACGCGGGCACCGUGCGCAGCGUGGUCAUUGAGGAGGUCGAUGGUGGCAACUGGGGGAAGGAGGUCCCCAAAGAGUACAAGGCCAUCCAGAACGUUUACCCCGAGUGAGCCCCUGCCUCCCCUCCAGGGCCUGGUGCUGCAGCAGGCCUGCUACGUGCCCAAGUGCCCCUCGAGGGAGCCACCUCAGUGCUUGUGAAAGGAUCAUUGUGUGAAAGAGGUCUCUUUCUGGGCUGGUGAACCUGUCAUGUCUCUCCAAGCUUCUAGCCUUUCCCUUUAGUGAUUUCGAACAGGUUUGCUUAUAAUCAAAACUGAGCUCACAUUUGUCUGUGGACAACGGUAGGCUCCCAAUGCAAUAAGCAAGUAGGGUCUCCACUUUUCAAGUCCUCUUUUACAGCACUCAGUUUUAUUAUUCUCCUUACAGUUUUCACAAAUCAUUGGCAGAUAAUUCACAUAUACUGUACGCUUAUGGUGCUCUUGUGAACAGGAUUGUUUUUAACAGUUGCAUCUGGUAUAUAGGACAUUACAUUCAAACAGUUUUGUAGACAUUUCUUAGGACAAGUUCUAUUAAUUAUCUGUGUGUGUGUGUGUGUGUGAUGUAUGCACUCCACAUUUUUGGUACUUAGAGAUAUGCAUCAUUUUGAGCCACAUUGUUUAUUUAAUGUGUUUUUAUAGCAUAUGUUUAAGAUUUAUUAGUGUUGCAUACCUCAUUGUGCUUAUUUUUCCAAUGAAGUUGGCAUUUUGUGUAGUUUUGUUUUAGAAAUUCCCUCUGGGUAGGGGGACCGAGGAGACAGAAGAAUGAGGAAGAUAUCUGUGUACUGUAUGCACUCUCUGAUGUUUUGAA
Molecule: messenger RNA, 1798 nt
Organism: Manis javanica (Malayan pangolin)
Lineage: Eukaryota; Metazoa; Chordata; Mammalia; Pholidota; Manidae
Source: RefSeq, a predicted model, not a curated record